Molecule: messenger RNA, 1616 nt
Organism: Phoenix dactylifera (date palm)
Lineage: Eukaryota; Viridiplantae; Streptophyta; Magnoliopsida; Arecales; Arecaceae
Source: RefSeq, a predicted model, not a curated record
UUCCAGCAACAAUAAGGUUUUUGAGAUUUUAUUCCCAUUUUGGUGUCUAAAGAUCUCUUAUAUUUGGUGAAUUUCGGUUUUAGUGGUUUUAUCAAUGUUAACUUAUGUCCUUGGUGAUGCUCUAGAAUGGGUUGAUGGUUGGAGAAGAGGUCGAGAGGAGGGGAGAAGGAAAGGUGACUUGUUGGGGAAAAAAGUUAUGUUUUUGUUUUUCUAAUUAUUUUCUUUGGUGCGUUGAGGGAUUUUUCCUUUUGAGAUUUCAGGCAGUUUGAAUUCUUGAAAGUGGAAAGGGCGUAGAGAAAGAAGACAUGAUUCAAGUAGAUAGACAAGGUUUUGAUAUUUAUAUUGCAACAAUAGCUGAAGUCUCAGGGAAAAUUUUGAAGAUCAGAUUCUUAGGUUGUCAAGGAUGGCAGACACUAAAUCUAUUGGUAAGAGGUGGGAAGACAUGGACAUUGAUGUCCUAGUGAAGAUGUUCAAGGAAUUGAACAUGAUUGAGCUGGCUCCAGUUUCUCAAGUUUGUCGGUCAUGGCGCUUGGCUUGUUCAGAUCCAUUGAUAUGGAACACUCUUGAUCUAGGGCUUUUGAAAUCUAAUUUUAUUCCAACCAGGGCAUCACCAUACAUCUGGGUGAAUGAAAGGUCUGACCGGAGGCUGACACAAGUAUUGAGGAUUGCAAUGGCGCUCAGUCGUGGAAAUGUGACCUGCAUGAUAUACCACUAUAAUCUAUAUAUGAACGAUGAGCAUCUGAGUUACAUUGUUGAGAGGUCUCCUCAUCUCAAACGACUAGUUAUGCCAGCUUGGAACCGCAUCACUAAAGCUGGUAUCCGUCGGGCUAUACAGAGGUGGGAAAAGCUGGAAUCGCUGACAAUGCCUGCAAUCGCUCAUCCCCCUUAUAUCUUGGAAGCAAUAAGCAGGAGCUGCAAAAACUUCUCAGAACUCAAGAUCAUGGGUACUUUUGAUGUGUACUUUGCGUCAGCUAUUGCUUCCAGUCUUCCAAAGCUGAAAGUGUUAAGCGUGCGAUGCUCUAUAAUUUCAAAGGAAGCCCUGCUGCUUAUUUUGAACGUCAUGGAUAAUCUGGAGGUACUCAAUAUAUCUCACUGCCUUCUGGAGGGCCACACAGCUGCAGGACAGAAACAGGUGUUCAGGGAACUAGACCACUCCAUUUGUGAAAGAGCUUCCAGGUUACGUGAAUUCUUCCACUGUCAGAGCAGCUCAUGCACUACAUGUCGGAGGAUGAUCAAGGAUGAAGGUUUUAUGAGGUGGUACCAGUAUGAAACCUGGUUUUGGCGCCAGGAUGAGGUGAGCUCUCUUGAUUUGGGAGAUUAUGGAAGGUUGUUUGAUGAGGACAUGAGCAAAAGGUUGCAAGACUGAUUCUCAGUGAUAAUGCAGAAAAUAUUUUGAGGAUGCCAACCUUCAUCAGGGGGGUUUCCAAGUAGUUGUUCCUAAUGAGCAUACAGUCGUAACAGCUUUAAAACUCUUACAUCUAGAGUUGUUUUAGGGCCUUCUUAUAUAUGAGCAGCAGCAUGAUUUUGAUGGUGUUUGGUAUACUUGAGAAAGUAGGUAUGGGUGGAGUAACUAUUGCCACUAUUUCUUAUGAUCCGAAUGAAUCAGUUUUUGAACA